Messenger RNA from Saitoella complicata NRRL Y-17804, 408 nucleotides. Its product is annotated as transcription corepressor. The coding region runs from base 1 to 408 and encodes 135 amino acids. The record is from RefSeq and is a predicted model, not a curated record. Gene Ontology annotation, cellular component: negative cofactor 2 complex. Gene Ontology annotation, molecular function: general transcription initiation factor activity; TBP-class protein binding; core promoter sequence-specific DNA binding. The transcript is spliced from 3 exons. Gene Ontology annotation, biological process: chromatin remodeling; negative regulation of transcription by RNA polymerase II; RNA polymerase II preinitiation complex assembly. Lineage: Eukaryota; Fungi; Ascomycota; Saitoellomycetes; Saitoellales; Saitoellaceae.
AUGGAUGACGAACUUUCUUUGCCGAAGGCAACUGUUCAAAAGGUCAUCUCUGAAAUCCUACCGAAGGAUCUCGCAUUUGCGAAGGAAACCCGCGAUCUCCUUAUCGAAUGCUGCGUUGAAUUCAUUCAUUUAAUCUCAUCAGAAGCAAACGAGAUAUGUGAGAAGGAAGCGAAGAAGACAAUUGCUGCUGAGCAUGUCGUGUCGGCUCUGGAGCAGCUGGGUUUCGGUGAGUACGUGGAGGAGAUUCAGAAGGUGGCACAAGAACAUAAAGAACAACAAAAGUCGCGAGAGAAGAAACAAUCCAAGUUCGACCAGUCGGGAAAAACUCCAGAAGAGCUGCAAGCAAUGCAGGAAGAGCUGCUGCGCAAGGCGCGUGAGAGAUACGAGACGAACGCAGAGUUACAAUGA